AUGGGGGACAGCGCGAUCGGCGGCGCAGAGCCCGGGGCAACGGGGAGCUACUCCCGCUGGUGGUCGCCCGAGGUAACUUACUGCCGCCGCAUUCCCGCGCGCGUGAUAGUGCCGCCCCAUUUCCUCGCGCGCGGCGCCCCAUUCCCGCGCACGGUAACAUCGCCUCAUUUCCGCGGCCUUUUGAAUUUAACCACACUUUUCGAGCCAUACUUCCUUAAGCGCCUCCUGCUGACUGCUUUCCCGUUCACCCUGUCCCUCUCCCCCGUCUCCCCCCUUCUCUUGCCCACCCUUCCCUCCGCGCCUUCCCCUGCGCAGGAGGAUUUGAUUUUAUUGGAUCACGUGCGCAGCUACGGCACGCGGCACUGGGGCGUGCUCAAGGCGUCGGGGAGGCUGCCUCACCGCGACAACAAGGCCUGCUGCAACCGCUUCAUCCUCCUUAAAAAGCGCUACCUAGACCAGGAGGGCGCGCCAGUCUAUCACGGCCUUACUGAACCGCUAUCUCAAGGACUCACCCCAGCCCUCCGAUCUGCGCACAGCCAAUCUGAGCUGUCCAUUCUCUCCCCCACGUCCCCCCAAGGCACCUCCGCAACCGCCACCAUCACCUUAUCCUCCCCUGCCGCCAUUACCAGCCAUCAGUUGGCGCAUAGGGGGUUGGCGCAUGGGGGGAUGAUGGAUGGGGAGGGGAUGGAGGGGGCGAUGGUGGAUGCUAUGUGGGAAGCUUAUCAUGCUGGUGGUGGUAUGACGCAUGGUGAAGCGAUGGUGGGUGGAGCGAUGAUGGAUGAAGGGAUGGGUAUUGCAGGGUUGGGUGCGGCAGGGAUGGGUAUGGCAGGCUUGCAGAGCACGCAGCAGGGCACGGAAGGGACACACGCAGCAGCACGUGGCAUGGGGAUGACCGGCAGUCACGCAGGCGCUGGGAGCAUGGGGAGAGGAGGGGCGCAUGGGGGGGGAGUGGGCGCGCACGCAUGGGCGGUGGAGCGAGCCAUACGAGAGGGGCUGCGCCCGCAUGCGUCCACGUCCUUCAAAAUCGCUGCCAGGAGGAAAAUGACACCACACUCCCCGUCCUUCUCCGGCUCGCCGCACUCACACGACCCGACCUUCAUCCGCCGAAUGGCCGAUUUCUUCCGCCUCCCCAUGCCCCCGCCCGCUGCUGCCACUGCCAUUGCCGCUGCUGCUUCUGGUGCUGCGGCUACUUCUGCCGCCACCACCUCUGCAAGCUCUGGUCCAAACUCACCUGAGAUUUCACCUGGUGGGGCGCCUGAGAGCCGUGCAGCACUGGAGGGGAAAGAUGCGACAUCAGGCGAACACCCGCAGCAAGAGCAGCAACAACAAGAGCAGCAGCGGCAGGAGGAGGAGCAAGCAAUGAAAGCAGCAACGAACCUGGACAGGCUCCAGAUCAACAGCGGCAAUGACCCACAGAAGUCACAUCGCUUUCAGCAGUCACACCACUCUCAACCGCUUCACACCCCUGUGGAAACUGCCAAGACCAACCUAUCCUCUCAGCUCCCAUCUGGGUCCUCUGCUGCUGCCCUUCCUGUUCCCUCUUCGGUCCAAAACGAGCUGACCACUCGGCUCGCUGCAAGAGGCAAGGUGGGGAAACGGACGGGCGCUGGUGGUUCUGCCGGCGUGGCUGCAGGCGUGGCGACAGCACCAACAGCACCGGGUGGUGUGACAGAUCGUACAGGCAUGCAGAGUGCAGCAGUCGGUGCUGCAGCAGCCGGUCCGAAGGAUUAUUCGUUGAAUAAGAUGGAGAAAAGUAUGGAUGAGCAGGAUGAUGUGAAGGAUGAGAAGGAUGAGAAGGCACACACGCCUGAAGUAGAAGGUGGAGGUGUGGCAGGUGGAGGUGUGGCAGGUGGAGGUGUGGCUUCGGAGGGCAGAGCAGGGGCGGUGGAGCAGCAUCUAGAUGAGGACAUGUGCACGAUGGUAAGGAGGGCGGGAGAGGAGGGGCAGGAAGGGGGUGACGCUGAGAGGGCAGCUGAGGCAGCGUGGCAGGGAGGAGACGAUGCAAUGAUGCAGACUGCAUGGUGGAAUGCAGCAGAUGCAGUAGCAGCGGUGGCGGCGGCGGCAGGAGAAGAGGGAGAUGCGUGGAUGCCGUUUGACUUCUGCCCUGACCCCUCCACUCCCCCAACCUUGGCUGGUUGA
Closterium sp. Naga37s-1 is the source of this 2139-nucleotide messenger RNA. The record is from the annotation of a GenBank genome assembly. NCBI's taxonomy places the organism in Eukaryota, Viridiplantae, Streptophyta, Zygnematophyceae, Desmidiales, Closteriaceae.